AUGGUCAAGCGCAAGGUCGGAGCGCUCGAGAAGGUCGAUGCAGACCUGCCCAAUCUGCAGUACAAGGUCCGACGAGACCCUGCCCAGUACCAGGCCUUCCUGCAACUUUUCAUGCAGGCCCCUAGUUCGACCGACUCCCAGGGUCUGGUCAGUCUCCGAGAGCUGAUCGACUUUGUUGCCCACUGCGCCGACUGCUAUCCCAAACUCACCGCCGACUUCCCUACCGACCUCAUGGCUCUGCUCCGUCUGCACCAUGCUGAACUGGAGCCCGAACUGCGCGACAAGGUUGUUGGCAGUCUGGUUCUGCUGCGCAAGAAGGAUAUCAUCGACUCUGCCGUCAAAGCUCUCCGUACUCUCUUGUUUACCAAGAUCAUCUCCGACCUCCGCACUUCAAACUCAAAGACCACCAACCACAAGCUCAACCGCACCAUUCAGACUGUUCUCUACAACUUGCUCACAUCCGAUCCCACUUCGGCCAAAGGUGUCUGGGCUGUGCGCAUCACCCGUGAGAUGUGGGCUAGACAAAUCUGGACCGAUGCCAAGGCCGUAGAGAUCAUGAAGGAGGCUGCCCUGUCACAACACGAGAAGGUUGUCACUGGAGGUGUGCAUUUCUUCCUGGGUGGAGACAAGGAGCGUGAGGAGAAGGCAGAGGAUGACAGCGACGAUGACGAAAACAUCGACAUGGGCAAGCUGCGCCACCAGGCCGGCAUCAACAAGAAGACAAAGAAGAAGGCCAACGAGCUGAGAAGAGCCGCCGCCACUGUCAAGCGCAAGGAGAAGAAGAAGAAGGCCCCGCACCCUCUUAAUUUCUCUGCCCUGCACUUGCUCCACGACCCCCAGGGAUUCGCUGAGAAGUUGUUCCAUCAACAUCUCAACACCCAAACACCCAAGGCCAAACUCAAGCUCGACCAGAAGCUGGUCGUCCUGCAGCUCGUUUCGCGUCUUGUCGGUUUGCACACGCUGACUCUGAUCCCUCUCUACUCCUACUUCAUCAAGUAUCUCACNCCCAAGCAACCUCAGGUCACUUCCUUCCUCGCAUCGCUUGCUCAAUCGACCCAUAACCUCGUUCCUCCGGACGCUCUUGAACCUCUGGUUCAGAAGAUUGCUAACGAGUUCGUUUCCGAGGCUGCCGCCUCUGAAGUCGCAUCAGCUGGUCUGAACGCAAUCAGAGAAAUCUGUGUCAGACAGCCGCUUGCUAUGAACGAAACCCUUCUCCAGGAUCUUGUCGAGUACAGAAAGAGCAAGGAUAAGGGUGUCAUGAUGGCCGCAAAGGGUCUGCUGAGUCUGUACCGUGAGGUCGGCCCAGAGAUGUUGCGCAGAAGAGACAGAGGCAAGGAUGCUUCGAUAGGCAUACAAAAGGGUACCCUAAAGGACAGAAAGUUCGGACAUGUCGAGGCAGGUGGUAUCGAGGGCCUGGAGCUGCUUGAAGAAUGGAAGUCAGAAGAGAGGAGGAAAAGACGCAUCGAGAAGGGUCUUGAUCCUGAUGCUUCUGAUGCGGACGAAGAUGACGAGGAAGAGAAUGAGGAAGCAGGCUGGAGCAAGUGGGAUCUUGAAGAGGACGAUGAUUCGGACGAAGAAGGUUGGAUCAACGUUGAAAGCGAUGGUGAAGACAUCGAUAUCAGCGACAGUGAAGACGAAGACAAGAAGCCGAAAGCAAAGAAGCAGAAGACGGACGCUGAAGCGCCAAAGGAUACCGAAGACGCACCCAAGGAUCCCGUUGCCGAGUUCUCCAAACUGGCCACGACCCGAAUUCUUACACCAGCAGAUCUUGCCAAGCUACAAGAGCUACGGACGAGUGCAGCCGUGUCCAAACACAUGCCUUCACAAAGACGUCAACAGCAAAGUGCUUCGGGACGUCACGCUGACGAUCCUCUCACAGCUGCUGAGAUUGAGGGUCUCGCGGCGCUGUCUUCACGCACGACCAAGGAAGAGAAGAUUGCGUUGGCAAAGGGAGACCGUGAUGAGAAGCACAUGUCUACUACAGCCAAGCGCAAGGAGAAGAAGGAGGCCGAGGGCAAGAGUACGACCAACAAGGAGAAGGCUCGCAAGAAGAACUUCCUCAUGACUUUAGGAAAGGCCAAGAGAAAGGGCAAGAGAAGUUUGGUCGACCAACGAAAGAUCUUGAGAGGUCAUAUCGAUCGGCAAAAGCGUGGUGGCAAGCGUGGAAAUGCAGGAUAG
Aureobasidium uvarum is the source of this 2178-nucleotide messenger RNA. The record is from the annotation of a GenBank genome assembly. Lineage: Eukaryota; Fungi; Ascomycota; Dothideomycetes; Dothideales; Saccotheciaceae.